GGAGUCAACAGUGAGGGGUGGGAUGGAACAACAAAAAGCCCGGGUCGAAAGGGGAAUAGCGCCGAGCUCUGGAAAGUUUACGUCUUGGCGCUAAGAAAACAAUCGAUUUGUAUGUGUGUCAGAGAGGGGCAGAAUUCUUGGUGAAGGCGUUCGUUCUGGCUGGAGAGAAAAACCCUUGGUAGGGUGUUUUUGAUAGUAGAGAAGCACAGUACAUAGGUUGUUGAAUUUAAGAUGAGAUCUUCUACAACUAUAGGCAAUAGCGCCUUGUGGCUGGGACUAUUUUUUCCUGGUAACUUAAUACCUGAGUGAUGACGCAGAGUACCUAGGUAGGACAGGGCUAUUCGAUGGCAUACGGCGGUGAUCCGGGGGGUUUCGCCCUAAAGGUGAAAAUAAAACUAAAUGUGUGGGUUAAAAAAAAUGAAAAAAACAAUAUAACACUUUGUAGAAAGGCAUUAAUUAAAGAGACAGCCUCUCUAGCUAGGGGCGUACUCUGUAGGAACCUCAACCCUCCACGCCUCACAGCACGAAUCCAUCCACUGCUCCCCUCUCCACUACACUACCACCACCCACUAAUAGAAUACCUUUUUUUUCCUUCUAGUUUACUUCCUUUUUCCUCUGAGGAUUACAAGCCCUCUUUUUCUUUCCAUCUGUCUUGCCUUGACUGUCUGGCCGUGUCCCCCAAGGACACCCUUUCCUACCCACGCUUGCCCGACAAGGCUUGUUUAGCAGCGCAUGCCUCGUUAUAUUCCCACGGGUUGCCUGCCGAAAUAAUUGCUUCUCCUCUCCCCUGCUGUCCUUUCUUCCUUUCCUUUCGCCUCGCUCGCUGUCCGUCAACCACCCUUCCCUUUUUUUUUGUGUCUGGUGGUUGCCGUCUUGUCUGUCUUGUCAUCCGCCCUGGUCCCUCUGAUUUUCUCGCUUCCGCUGCCCGCUUUCAGCCACAAUGAAUGUCACGCAGGUGUUGGAAGGCACCCUGUCGCCAGAUGCCGCGACUCGUCAGAAUUCU
Molecule: messenger RNA, 1003 nt
Organism: Penicilliopsis zonata CBS 506.65
Lineage: Eukaryota; Fungi; Ascomycota; Eurotiomycetes; Eurotiales; Aspergillaceae
Exons: 3
Coding region: 345-944 (199 amino acids)
Source: RefSeq, a predicted model, not a curated record